CUCUCUGGCUGACAAGGUGUAUGUGUUAGCUGGGUUUAUGUCUAUAAUAGGUUUAAUUUCAAUGUGGUUUUUAUAUAUAACGGCGAAGGACGCAGGUGUACUUAGGAAUCGAUCACGGUUGUUAUUUGCUGCUCUGGGCACGUUUGCAAUCUCACAUGUUGCUGCCUAUAAGGCUUCUACAGCAGCUGAUACUGGACUUAACGUGGCCGAAUUACUGCUACAUUAUGUGUUAGUGCUAUCAGUGCUUUAUAUAUCCUGUUUCAUUACUAUUAUUCCAGAGUAAUAAUUGUCUAUUUUCGUAGGACAGUGACGUUACAUAUGCAUUGGAGCUAUAGAUUCUGUAUUCAUUUGCCGAAAUGGAGGGCAUCAUAGCUAAACCGGGUUAUGAUUUGGAGAAGUUCAUUGACAAUCCAAUUGAUUUCUUGAACGAGCACUUUGUCGAUGAAUCUAGCAUCGGUGGGCUUGAUGCUUUGAUAGUGGAGGUAAAUGAGGAAAUACGUCGUCAAGACAGGAAACUUUUGGACGUAGUGAAGGAGAAGGCCAUUAGCGGCGAGCUUGCUCAUGAGCGUUUCGAGAAGCUCCAAUGCGCCACUAACGACCUGAUUGCCAAGAUGGCUGAGAUACAGGUACCUACUAUGCGCGGUGAGCAGUCUCUUAAGUUACUGACUGCUGACAUCCGUGCUUUGAAUCGUGCCAAGUCCAAUAUUUGCAAGACCAUUACCCAUCUUAAGCGGAUACUAAUGUUGUCUACUAUGCUCGACUCGCUACGUGAGCGUGCUAAAAUUCGGAAAUAUGACGAGACCGCUGGUCUUGCCUUAGUAGUUCGUGAGCUUUAUCAGUUAGUAUCGCCUCUUCGUGAGGCAUCGCCAGUGGUUAGACUGUUAACUAAGUGUAACAGUAUUUUGGACGACUUGAAGCAGCAGAUAGUUGAGGACAUUGAGGGAAUUAUGGGCAUUGGCACCACUCAGAGCAACUUACAGGUAGACGUAGAGCUCCAUGACAUUUGUAAGUGUGCUGACUCUAUAGACGACAGCGUCCGCAAGCAAAUAGCCACUAAAUACGCAAAUUACGUUAGGCGUGGUUAUGAAAAGGCAUUUUCAAGUUCGUUUGAUCUGAAGGUUUUGGAGAACAUAUCAGAGCGUUUUGCUUGGCUCAGGCGCACGAUUAACGAGUUUGAUGAGAAGUAUAGUUCUGACGUUCCUGAGCACUGGGACAUUCAAGCCAGUGGUGCUUGGGCUUUCCUUGACUGUUGUAAGAACCAGGUGGUAGCAUCACUUACAAAUGCUCCCAAUGCCAUUGAGGCCAGUGUUAUUCUCACUACUUUACUUCGGUGUAAGGAGUUUGAGCAGGAGUUGGAGUACCGGAUAAGUAAUUACGUUACCGAGUCGCAGAAGGUCAAUCGUCCUUCUGUUGAGUACCCCGAGGUGGUACCAGCGGAAUCCGACUCGGACAUUCGUAAGGAGCCCAGGAAGUCCUUGAAGGGUGCUCUCAGUCGGUGCUUUGAGAACCAUCUGGGUUCAUGGGUAUCCAGUGAGGAGGUACAGCUUGAGGAGUUGUACAACAGGAUCAUAUCGUCCAAAGAAGAUGCUGUGAUAAUGCUUGUUCUUCGGUCGGCUAAGGAAUUAUUUUCGGCCAUUAGUGUCAGGCUAAAGGCGGUGCUUGCAGUUAGUUGCGAGCAGACGUUAUUUGAGAUGAGUAUGGUUUUCCGUCGUAUAAUUGGUAAAUAUCAAUCUCAUUUACAAGGUCGUGCUUCUAGCAUCGAGAAGGGUGCCACAUUGACCACUCUGGCUAAACAAGGUGGUUAUAUUAUUGCCACUUGCGACUACGCAACUGAGAUGAUAGAGCAUCUCUAUGACGAGAUACAGGAGGCCAUUGUCCCGGCGUAUAAGGAACAGAUUAACUUCACGAAGGAGAAAGAGAAAAUAAAUGCUACCAAAGCUUCUGUUGUUAAGCGUCUGGUUGACGAGAGUUGUAAAUUCUCUCCCAUUACGCCUAACAUUGUGGCGCCGUUAAAGAAGCUUGAGUUGCGUGUGAUGGAUGUGAUUAAGACUACUAUUGAGCAUCUUCCUCCGGGUUACCUCCAAUAUAUGACUAAUAAGGUUACUCGCGGUGCGAUGGCUCAUCUUAAGGAGACUAUAUUUUCCCUAGACAACGCCACUGAAGGCUAUUGCCAGCAACUGUUGUUGGACUCAUAUAGCCUUCAGAAAUUGCUUCUGGAAUCGGUAAAAGCUCUUGUGGACCCAUUACCACUUGGCUACGUUGAGACAACUACUGCUGAGAUGAACAAGCUUCAGGCUUUGUUGAAGGUGCUCAAUUCACCUGAUGCGUCUUUGGGAGUUUUCGAUGCCCUGUUGAUUGAGAACGGCGGAUGCUGUACCAGGGAGGAAUUGGACCAGAUUGUAUCGAUACAUCGCAAGAGAUGAACACCGAAUUUCGUGAUAAAAUGUAUAGAUAUUAAAAAUG
Babesia bovis T2Bo is the source of this 2463-nucleotide messenger RNA. Its product is annotated as putative vacuolar protein sorting-associated protein 53. Gene Ontology annotation, biological process: retrograde transport, endosome to Golgi. Gene Ontology annotation, cellular component: GARP complex. Lineage: Eukaryota; Apicomplexa; Aconoidasida; Piroplasmida; Babesiidae. The record is from RefSeq and is a predicted model, not a curated record. The transcript has 5 exons. Bases 357 to 2423 code for a protein of 688 amino acids.